GGCGGAGGCGGCGGCGGCCGGAGCGCGGCGAGCGGGGCCUCCUGGGGCCGGCGGCGGAGGGAGUGGGACCGGGCGGGUCUCCGGGCGGUCGGGCCCAUGUUGAACAUGUGGAAAGUCCGGGAGCUGGUGGACAAGGCAUUUUCUGAUCUGAGUUUUAUAUGAGGAGGUACAGAACUUGUUGUCCCCUCUUGCUGCCUGCUUGUUCUCCCUAAUACCACCUAAACAUCAUUCCUACCUCAAAUUGCACAACUGAGCACCAAUGUGGUUAUGAAUUAUUCAGAAAUAGAGUCUAAGGUUCGAGAAGCAACCAAUGAUGAUCCAUGGGGACCUUCAGGGCAACUCAUGGGAGAGAUUGCCAAGGCUACGUUUAUGUACGAGCAGUUUCCAGAGCUCAUGAACAUGCUGUGGACUCGGAUGCUGAAAGACAACAAAAAGAACUGGAGGAGAGUUUAUAAGUCUUUGCUGCUCCUAGCUUACCUCAUAAGGAAUGGAUCAGAGCGUGUUGUUACAAGUGCCAGAGAACACAUUUAUGAUUUGCGAUCCCUGGAAAAUUACCACUUUGUAGAUGAGAAUGGCAAAGACCAGGGAAUAAACAUCCGCCAGAAGGUGAAAGAAAUGGUUGAGUUUGCUCAAGACGACGAUCGGCUUCGGGAAGAGAGGAAGAAAGCAAAGAAGAACAAAGACAAAUACAUUGGGGUGUCCUCGGACAGUGUCGGAGGGUUCAGAUACAGUGAAAGAUAUGAUCCUGAGCCCAAGUCCAAAUGGGACGAAGAAUGGGAUAAAAAGUCAACUUUUCCUUUCAGUGAUAAGUUAGGGGAGCUCAGUGACAAGAUUGGCAGCACGAUCGAUGACACCAUCAGCAAGUUCCGAAGGAAAGAUAGAGAAGACUCUCCAGAAAGGGGCAGUGACAGUGAUGAGGAAAAAUCAAGAAGAGGCAAAUCUCCCAAAGCUGAAUUUAAAGAUGAAGAGGAAACUGUGACAACAAAACACAUUCAUAUUGCACAAGCUACAGAAAUUACCACCAUCAGACAGAAACGCUCAGCAAAUCCUUCAAAAACCAUUGACUUGGGAGCAGCAGCUCAUUACACAGGAGAUAAAGCAAGUCCAGAACAGAACUCUGCUGCUCAUCCUGCACAGCCUACGACAAAGGCUGCUGUGCCCUCUGGCAGCAAGUCCUCUAAUGACCUGGUGGACCUGUUGUUUGAUGGAACCAGCCAGCCAGCUUCCACAGGUGGAUCAAGUGACCCAUUUGGAGGAUUUGCUGAUUUUAGUUCACCUGCUGCUUCAGCGAGUUUCCCAUCAUCUCAAGGUACAGCAACAAGUGGAAAUGGAGACUUUGGUGACUGGAGUGCCUUCAACCAAGCUUCUCCUUGUACCAGUGCUUCAUCUGGGGAGCUCUUCAGCAGCACGGCACAGCAGCCAGCUCUAGAGCUCUUCAGUGCCUCGCAGCCAGCUCCAGGCCAGCCUCCAGCUGCUUCCAAUUCUAUGGAUCUUUUUGAUUUGAUGGGACCCUCUCAGACAACCAUGACCUCCUCACAAAGCAUGAAUUUCUCCAUGAUGAGUUCCAAUUCUGUGGGUGUCAGUUUACCCAUGUCCAGGUCACAGCCUCUGCAAAGCAUGAACCCAAUGAUGCCGAAGCCUAACUCACUUUAUAAUGCAAGGACAGAGAUGGUCCAGAAAAAUGCAAGCAAAACUCUACCCUCAACUUGGUCAGAUCCCAGUGUAAAUAUCAGUUUGGACAAUUUAGUACCUGGGAUGCAGCCUUCCAAACCCCAACAGCCAUCACUUAAUACCAUGAUGCAGCAACAGAAUAUGCAACAACCGAUGAAUGUCAUCACGCAGAACUUUGCAGCUGUGAACCUCAGCCCUCAGCCCAACAUGAUGGCCGUGCGACCCCAGAGCAACGCGCUGCUGGCGGGGCCCAUGGGGCUGGCCAUGCCCGGGGUGAUGUCGGGUGCCAUGGGCGUGGCCUCCAUGGCCCCCACGCCCAUGAUGAACCAGGGAAUGAUGGGCAUGAACAUGGGAGUGCCGGCCACGGGAAUGGGCACAAUAGGAAUGGGGGUACCCAACAUGGCUAUGACCUCUCUGACUCCUGGGACUGUACAACCCAAGCAAGAUGCCUUUGCAAAUUUUGCCAAUUUUAGCAAAUAAAGAUUGUAAAAUAAAUAAAAGAAAAUGAGAUUAAAAUAAAAUAAAUGGGCAGACCGAAUGAAGGAUUUUUAGCUGCACAAAUAUAGCUGGGGAAGGGAUGGGAAACACUGAUCAAUACUUUUUUUUUUUUUUUCUUUAUCAGUUGAAGUGUCUACAUAAAAAACCAAAAGCUAUUUUCUAAGUGUUGAAAUAACUAGUGUUCAAAUUCUGGAGAGGUCAGAGAUUCUUCUAAGGAAUGUGUUGGAUGAUUUUGCAAAAUAAUUUGUAUUAAGACCAUCAAAAAACCUUUCCUACGUAGAAGAACCAAUUUUAACUUUGAGACUUGAUGGAAGACUGGAUUGGGGACUGGGUAAAAAUGUUUGAAUCUAAUUUUAUACUUUUCUUUUUUCUUGAAGAGCUUUGACUUUCUUUUCCCCCUCUCCCUGAUCGCUUUGUCAUAAUUGGAUCAUUCCUUUUACUACCACUGAGUCCACAAUUGUGAAGUCACUCAAGUACUAUGAUCAGUUUUUUAUAAGAAUAUAUAUUUUUGUCCAAAAAUGGCUUACAUAUGUGACUAUGGCUAAUUCAAGGGGACCUGGAAUGUAUAUAUACUUUUGCUAAUGUUCCAGCCACACUGCUGUAUUAUCCAAAUUUUUAUUGUAAAAAUCCUCUCUCAGCAAUUUGGUGAUCAGCGGAUUUUUGGGGUCUUGACGUGCUUCUAAUGUUACAACAGAUAUCCCGUGCAAGUCUGGGAGAAGCUUUAUCCAGGACUGCUGGAAGGUUUCCUUUCAGAAAACUCCAGGGAAUGCACUUCCUUGGAGUUCUUUUCCAGUGGCACUUGGCAUUCUUUGUAGCACAGAUGUCCCUAAGGAGCCACUGGUUUAGGGCAUCAGCAGCAGGUGAAUCACACUUCAGUGAUGUAAAUCUAGAACCUAACUUAAUCCAAUGGCGUUGGAUCUUGACUUUUAUACAACACUUGGUGAUUCUUUUGUGUAAAUAUGGCAUUAGCAGCUGUGGAAUCCAAUAGAGGAGUAAAAAAAUAUAUAUAUAUUAAUAAAGGAGACCUGUAGCAGUCAAAGAUUUUACCGAUUUACUGAAAGCAAAAGAAUGAAUUAAGGUUUUGGGGGGUUUUGUUUUUCCUUCUGUAAUUCUGCAUUUAAGUUCACAUGAAUCAAGAUUUUAGAAUCUGGAACACAAAGACAUUGUUAUAUUCACAAGCUGGGAAUAUUGUUAAGAAUAAGCACUAUACUAUAGGUAUGAAAUUUAUUGCCUCCCUUUUCUUAUGUUGGAUUUCUUUUUUAUUAUUAAAUUGAUAAAACUUUGUUUCCAUUGUAUUCAUAAUGUUCUGUUAUACAUAACAUUAAAAUGUUCAUUAAAAUCAA
Poecile atricapillus (Black-capped chickadee) is the source of this 3512-nucleotide messenger RNA. It is a transcript of the gene CLINT1, whose product is annotated as clathrin interactor 1. Gene Ontology annotation, biological process: endocytosis. The transcript has 13 exons. Gene Ontology annotation, molecular function: phospholipid binding; clathrin binding. Bases 268 to 2151 code for a protein of 627 amino acids. Lineage: Eukaryota; Metazoa; Chordata; Aves; Passeriformes; Paridae. Gene Ontology annotation, cellular component: endosome; plasma membrane; clathrin vesicle coat. The record is from RefSeq and is a predicted model, not a curated record.